Messenger RNA from Toxotes jaculatrix (banded archerfish), 1497 nucleotides. It is a transcript of the gene gja9a, whose product is annotated as gap junction protein alpha 9a. Gene Ontology annotation, cellular component: connexin complex. Gene Ontology annotation, biological process: cell communication. Bases 1 to 1497 code for a protein of 498 amino acids. NCBI's taxonomy places the organism in Eukaryota, Metazoa, Chordata, Actinopteri, Toxotidae. The transcript has a single exon. The record is from RefSeq and is a predicted model, not a curated record.
AUGGGGGACUGGAACUUCCUUGGGGGAAUUUUGGAGGAGGUGCAUAUCCACUCCACUAUGGUAGGCAAGAUCUGGCUCACCAUCCUGUUCAUCUUUCGUAUGCUGGUCCUCGGGGUGGCAGCAGAGGAUGUGUGGAAUGAUGAGCAGGCUGACUUCAUAUGCAACACUGAGCAGCCUGGAUGCAGAAACGUAUGCUACGACCUGGCCUUCCCAAUCUCCCUCAUCCGCUACUGGGUGCUGCAGGUCAUUUUUGUGUCUUCUCCCUCAUUGGUUUACAUGGGCCAUGCUCUCUACAGGCUCCGUGCCCUGGAGAAGGCACGGCAGAAGAAGAAGGCACUGCUGAGGAAGGAACUAGAGAUGGUUGAUGUGGAGCUGGCAGAAGCCAGGAAAAGGAUUGAGCGGGAGAUGAAACAGCUCGAUCAGGGGAAGCUCAACAAAGCUCCCCUGAGGGGCUCUCUGCUCCGUACAUAUGUGGCUCACAUCGUAACCCGCUCUGUUGUUGAAGUGGCCUUCAUGACAGGCCAGUAUCUCCUUUACGGCUUUCACCUUUACCCGCUCUUUAAGUGUGAGCGGGAUCCUUGUCCAAAUGCGGUGGACUGCUAUGUUUCCAGACCAACAGAGAAAAGUGUCUUCAUGGUGUUCAUGCAAUGCAUAGCUGCAAUCUCUCUCUUCCUAAACAUCUUGGAGAUCAUGCAUCUGGGUUACAAGAAGAUUAAAAAGACCAUCUUGGACUUCUACCCUCACUUGAGAGACGAGAGAGAUGAACUUGAUGACUACUAUGCCAACAAAUAUAAAAAAGAAUCCGUUGUGCAAAUAUGCACCAGUGCAGCCCGAAAGGCAACAAUUGCCUCUGCACCCAGUGACUACAACUUCCUGAUGGAGACUGCGCAGGGCACAAUGAUGUACCCAAACCUUAUCAAAUCUUCAACUUUUCUACCUCUCCAGGGUGAGCAGGCCACUCAGCAGGAUGUGGAUGAUUGCAGAUGUUCAGCUCAAAGCCCCCCAGGGUGUAACUGCACCUCGCCUACCAAUGAGCCCUGCUCACCGUGCUGUGACUCCCUGAUCAAUCCAAAGCAGGAGACCGAGGACUUUUUACAUCUUCCCCCAGACAGUGAGGAAAACAGCAGUGAAAGAAGGAGCCCAGACUCUCCAAAAUGCCCACAGAAGGCAGCUCAUGUUUCCUCCUACCCCACACUGCCGGUAAGCGCAUUAAGGAAACCGUGGAUGGCUCAUGGCUCAUUCAAAUGCUCCACAGUGCUAGAGGGUAAAAGCUCUGACACAGAUUCAUAUGGGGGUGCAAAAGGCAGUAGCGGACCUCCCUCCAGUCGAACUCAGUCAAAAUCAGAUGACAAACAUCAAAGGCGGCCCUCCACCCCAGAUUCACUGGAUGACUCCAGCUCAGGAUCCAGGCACAACCCAAGAUCACCUUCCUCCAGCUGCAAAACAUCAGUGGCAAGUAACAUGAGCAGCAGACGAGCUCCGGACCUACAAAUCUAA